Messenger RNA from Drosophila subpulchrella, 1078 nucleotides. RefSeq names its product brachyurin. The record is from RefSeq and is a predicted model, not a curated record. The transcript has 2 exons. Gene Ontology annotation, biological process: proteolysis. NCBI's taxonomy places the organism in Eukaryota, Metazoa, Arthropoda, Insecta, Diptera, Drosophilidae. Gene Ontology annotation, molecular function: serine-type endopeptidase activity. Bases 78 to 1031 code for a protein of 317 amino acids.
UCAGACCCGAACCGGGGACUUACUCAUUACAACCAACAAAGAACAUCAGAUAUCGGAGUAUAAAUCAGGGAGAUAACAUGAAGUUCCCAAUGAUGGUAGCCCUCUGCCUACUUUUUCCAAUACUAGUAAACUCAAGUGAAACUUGGCUGGAUAGUUAUAAAGAUACUGCAGAGGACUCUCCUGCUGAUAAUGAUGAUGAAACCAUCAUGGAGAGACGUUGGCAACUGGGCUAUGAGAACUGGCGACUUCGCUGCGAGAAAUUCGAGGCGGAAGAGAAUCAAUCCUCCCCGGUAAACACUCGAAUCGCAGGUGGAGAACUGGCCGCGCGUGGCAUGUUUCCCUAUCAAGUGGGUCUGGUGAUUCAGCAGAGUGGUGGAGAUCUCAUCAAGUGCGGUGGUUCCCUCAUCACCCUGCAGUUUGUGUUGACCGCUGCCCAUUGUUUGAUCAACGCCACCGGGGCGAGGAUUUACUCGGGAGCCACAAGAUUUGCCGAUGUGGGAGAUUCUGCCGAAGAGAUUUUGGUCACCCAUCGAGAUUUUAUAACCUAUCCGGGUUACUUGGGCUUUGGGGGAUACAAUGAUUUGGCCUUGAUACGAUUGCCAAGGAGGGUCCUGACCUCCGAUCGAGUGCAAACCAUCGAGCUGGCCGGAGAGUUUAUGCAUCAAGCGUUUUUGGAAGGCAAAGUUGUAACCCUAUCGGGCUGGGGCAGCUUGGGAGAUUCGCCAAGCAAUGAAACGCGACUUCUUCAGUACCUGGAUGUGGAGGUUAUUGGCCAGGAACGCUGCCUGUGCUAUUUUCUGCCAGGAUUGGUUAGCCAGCGACAUGUGUGCACCGAUGGACGCAAUGGACGAGGUGGCUGCAAUGGCGACUCAGGUGGACCAUUGGUCUACCACUGGCGCAACGUCAGCUACCUGAUUGGGGUCACCUCAUUUGGCAGUGCCGAGGGCUGCGAGGUGGGGUUACCCACUGUCUACGCCAGGAUAACCGCAUAUUUGCCAUGGAUCCGACAGCAAACGGCAAUGACCAACUAAAUGCAAUUAACGCCUAAUUGCCGGCCAUUAAUUGCUAAACAAUAUAG